Messenger RNA from Helianthus annuus (common sunflower), 793 nucleotides. RefSeq lists its product as uncharacterized. Bases 198 to 665 code for a protein of 155 amino acids. The record is from RefSeq and is a predicted model, not a curated record. NCBI's taxonomy places the organism in Eukaryota, Viridiplantae, Streptophyta, Magnoliopsida, Asterales, Asteraceae. The transcript has a single exon.
UCACAUUUCCAAUUAUUUAACCCUAAUCCGUUCAACCACUCUCACCUCACUCUGUACCUUUACCGAUCGGAAAACUUCAAAUUCAUCGCCGGAAAACCUAACUCGAUGAUAAAUUGUUCCAAUUGUUAACUCAAUCGACCGUUUUCGCCACAAAAUUUCGAUUUUUAGAGUUUAAUUUGAUCGGAAUCAGAUCAUCAAUGGCGACGCUACAAAAAUUCAAACUAUUAGCGACGCAAUGCGCCGUCGCCGGAAGUCCGACGCGUAGUCCAUCAACGAGUCCGGUGAUUCACCUACGGCGACGGAAAACGUUACGGAUGCUGUUAACUCGCAGCGGCGGUGGAAGUGGACGGAGACUGCCGGCGCGUGACGAAUUUACAGAUCGGAGAGCGCGUGACAUUGACUCGUCGGAGAAUCGGAAACAUGGCGGUGUGAGGCAGAAGUUGAAGGAUUUGCUUGUGGCUUCGGCGUCACCGCCGGCGGCGCGUGGAUUGCUUGAAGACGGUGGUGAUGGUGGAGAUGAGGUGAAGCGGUGGAGUGGUGGUGGCGAUUUGGUUGCACGGCGUGGUGGUGGUGGGAGAGGGAUGAGGCCGGUGUUGUCCGGGUCGUUACGGCAGCGGUUAUUGAGACGGGCGUGGAGGCCGGUGCUUGUGGCGAUUCCCGAGUAAAUGAUUUGUUUGUUUUUUUGGGAAUGUAGAGAUGAUGAUGGUUAUGAAUGUUGGAUAUAUGAUUCACCACCAAAUUUCUUAAAUGUUUGUAACGUUUUAUUAACAAUUAUAUUAAUUAAUUUCAUCAA